AUGUCGACUUCAGGCGAAGGUCACGUCGACUUCGACGCUCUCCUCAACUUUCCCGAUGAGUACAGCAACAGCUUUUCCUCGCCCUCCAUGUCAUCAUCAUCGCCAAACUCGAAAAUCUCCUUUACCAGCCCAGUUCCAGCUGCCGUGACGACGCCCACCUUGCCCACGACAUCUGAAACUAUGAACGGACCCAGUCACAACUAUGGCAUGUAUCCGCAGCAGACCGGCUUUGUGCCCGGCGCCAUCGCGCAUACCAUGGCUGUCAACCAAACAAACAACACUGGCUACCAGGAAGACUUUUAUCUUUCCACAAUCAGCCCGGAGACUGAGGCCUUCGAUUUCAAUGCCUCGCCUUCGCAGGCUACCAUGGACUUGGAACUCUCUCAAGCCGACUGUCAGCAGUUCUUCACUACGGUGAACCCCAACAGUAUUGAGCAAAAUGGCUCGCCCCUUUCGCAAACUAGCAGCAUCGGCCGUCUGUGGCCGGGUGCCCACUCUCAAGCCGCACUUGCCAAAGCCCAAGCACAGCAGCGACAGCAACAGUUUGCUCAGCAGAAGCAGAGUCAGCGACAGACCCCUCAGAAGCCUCGAGGCAAGGCAUCUCAUCCAUCAGAUCCCAUAGUUGAACAGAAGAUUACCCAGCUCCUGAACUCGAUGCGCGCCAAGCCUGCCGGAGCCGAACCUGAAUCUCAGUCCUCCCUUAACAACCUUAUCCGAUCCAAGAAGGACGAGGAAGAUAUGGAUGAAGAUGAGCGCCUCCUGGCCAGUGAGGAGGGUAAGAAGCUAAGUAGCAAAGAACGACGACAGUUGAGAAACAAGGUCUCCGCUCGCGCUUUUCGCUCCCGUAGAAAGGAAUACAUCACCCAGCUCGAGCUGGAGAUUACCAACAAGGUGAAUGAGAACGGUGACUUGAGAUCUCAAAACCGAGCUCUCCUGGAAGAGAACAAGCGCCUUUCGGAUCUUACUCGAAUGCUCCUGUCCUCCCCUUCCUUCUCGAAUUUCCUCGACAACCUUAGCAGUAACCCUAACGCUCUCCAUCAGGCUGCCCCUGUCAAGGUGGAGCCAAACCAGCAACCAGAGCAAAAUCAGAUACCAAAGAACGUCAAUCCCCACAACGGAGAUUUGUGCUCGCAGCAGCAGAUUAGCAUGGCCAUGAUCCCCGAGUCAUCCAUGGAUUUUUCUGUUCUCUCUGCGGAUAACGCUACUUUCAACUUCCAGCCUCAGGUUUUUGUUGUUGAUACUUCCGAGGUUCCCAACACCAUCGAUGCAUCUGUUUUGUCGGGCAAGACGUCCAACUUGAUCGCAGAGUCUUUCAGCUCUGAGGAGGAGAAGAUCGAGGUGCCCGUCAUCGAACGACUUGGUGACUCUACGCCUGCUGAACGCGCCCGGUCCGCUUUCGUUGAUGAAGAGUUUGAGGCCGACCCCGAAUUUGCCCUUUUCCAUUCUGGGCCUGCUCCCGGGACGGAGACGUCCGAGCAUCUCGACACAGAGAACCUGAUGGGCAUUGACAUUUUCGGUGGCAUCGAUUCCGGCAAAGUUCUCGCUCGUUUUGAACUCGUGGAUGCCAGUGAGGAAGAGACGUGGGCUGCAAUCGCCAUGGCUCGCGUGCAAAGAAUCAGCGCCAGCAUCGACCCUGUCGUGCAGAGACUGGAGCUUCUUACUAUGGAUCUGUGA
This is a messenger RNA of Ustilaginoidea virens, 1674 nucleotides long. RefSeq lists its product as uncharacterized. NCBI's taxonomy places the organism in Eukaryota, Fungi, Ascomycota, Sordariomycetes, Hypocreales, Clavicipitaceae. The record is from RefSeq and is a predicted model, not a curated record. The transcript has 2 exons. Gene Ontology annotation, molecular function: DNA-binding transcription factor activity. Bases 1 to 1674 code for a protein of 557 amino acids. Gene Ontology annotation, biological process: regulation of DNA-templated transcription.